This is a messenger RNA of Sinocyclocheilus rhinocerous, 537 nucleotides long. Its product is annotated as phosphoserine aminotransferase-like. Gene Ontology annotation, biological process: L-serine biosynthetic process. Bases 1 to 537 code for a protein of 178 amino acids. Gene Ontology annotation, molecular function: O-phospho-L-serine:2-oxoglutarate transaminase activity; pyridoxal phosphate binding. Lineage: Eukaryota; Metazoa; Chordata; Actinopteri; Cypriniformes; Cyprinidae. Gene Ontology annotation, cellular component: cytoplasm. The transcript is spliced from 5 exons. The record is from RefSeq and is a predicted model, not a curated record.
AUGGAAAGAAAGUCUUCAGACGGCCAGAGUUGGAGCGAGCUACGGGCAGGUCUUGUGCUUGAUCGCUGGCUUGUAACCUUCCCAACCCCCAUUCCAAUUCAGCACUUUGAGAAGAGGCUCUUUCGCUCAAUGGGGGCAGAUUUCAGGCCUCACGUGGACGAGGGGGUCACAUUCGACUUAGGCUGCCUCUUGGUUUUACUCCAAGCACAGAAGGAGCUGCUGGAUUGCAGUGGCACUGGGAUAAGCAUUCUUGAAAUGAGCCACAGAUCGUCUGAUUUUUCCAAGAUUAUAAACACUACUGAAAACCUUCUCCGUGAACUUCUGAAUGUCCCUGAAAACUAUAAGAUACUGUUCCUGCAAGGCGGAGGCUCGGGACAGUUCAGCGGGGUUCCUCUGAAUCUAAUUGGUCUGAAGGAGGACAGGUGUGCUGAUUAUCUGGUCACAGGGACGUGGUCUGCAAAGGCAGCCAAAGAGGCAGAGAAGUAUGGAAAAGUGAACGUGAUUCAUCCAAAACUGGAUAGCUACACCAGUAAGUAA